GCUUAAACCCAAUUCAACAGCCACGCAUUCAACAAACCACAACAACAAAACCCAAGCAAAAAUAAGAAGACCGGCCAGCCACCGCUCUCCAGCCCAGCUCCUCCACUCUGGGCGGCGGCGCACCGCCUGGUAAUCACCAUGAACUUCGAUGACCACCAUGACGACGACGAACCCUUCUUUCACCACCGGAACUCAUACGACCUCAACAGCAAGAUCAUGCUCUCAGCCAUCAUCUCCCUGUCCGUCGUCGUUCUAGUCGUUAUCGCACUCCACGUCUACGCAAGAUUCGCCCUCCGCCGACAAGCCCGCCGCCGCAGCGCCACCCAUCACGCAGGACUUGUCUUGGCUCAUCACGCAAAUCACUCCCCGGAGUCGCCCAGCGCCGGCCUCGAACCGGCGAUCAUCGCCGCGCUCCCGACCUUCCCUGCGAAGAAAUACGACGGCGGCCGCCAGGUCGGCGGAGAGUGCGCCGUCUGCCUGAGCGUUGUAGAGGAGGAAGAAAUCGUUAGGCUUCUGCCAAACUGCAAGCACGCGUUCCACAAGGACUGCAUCGACACCUGGUUGCGGUCCAACCCCACGUGUCCCGUGUGCCGGGGCAACGCCAAACCGCGGUUGGAGCCGGAGUCUCGUGAGUCGCCUGCCCGGUUUGCGGUUGCGGUUGCACCCAGCGCCCCGACGCCGCGGCGGUUGGAGCGGGCGAGCUCGACGUUGUGUGGCGUAGAAGCGACGUCGUCGGAGGGUGGAGCGGUGCAAAACUUGUCGGGGAAAGCUGGUGGGUCGAGUUCGAGAUUGGGUUCGUUCCGGAGGAUGUUGAGUUGGGAAAUAUCGUCGAGAAGCAUUCAAACCACCCAUGGGCAAGAAGACGGUAAUGUUGAAGACUUAGAGAGGCAAUAGGUACAGCAAUUUUCUUCGUUAUUGUAAAUUUUAAUUCCUUCACACAAUUUUUAUUUUUAUUUUUUACAUAAAAUUUUCGAAACGUGUUAGGCAUGUAAGACUUUGUGUUCGCUUUAGGCCAAGGGUCCGAGUACAAAGUCGAAAAAGUAAUUUUUUUUUGUUUUUUAAUUUUUAGUUUUGAAAAUGGUGAGUGGAAUUAGUAUUAAGCUGAAAUGGUUACUUAAUACAGACGAUAAGAAUGGUAUAGAUAUAUUUCUUUGUAUUUUGGAAAGAGUGAGAUACUCUGUAUUUCUUAUAAUAAA
This is a messenger RNA of Malania oleifera, 1196 nucleotides long. RefSeq names its product E3 ubiquitin-protein ligase ATL41-like. The record is from RefSeq and is a predicted model, not a curated record. The coding region runs from base 139 to 894 and encodes 251 amino acids. NCBI's taxonomy places the organism in Eukaryota, Viridiplantae, Streptophyta, Magnoliopsida, Santalales, Ximeniaceae. The transcript has a single exon.